CGCGCAAAUAUCAAAAGUAGUGUUUUUUAACCUUCUUGACGUUUUUACGCUUAGGUAAACACGCUAAAUCGUGAUUACCAAUUUGGCCUACGUCUAAUGCAUUGCAGAUUUUUUCUGUCUGGACGAAUAGUUCACUUACAAAACUUAAAACAUUUUACUAAAAUGGCGUCUGAACCAAAAAGAAUGAAGCUGACAGAGGAAGAAAGGAUGAGCUCUCUUUCUCCCCUCACAUCUAAUGGUUGGACCAUGGUGAAUGGGAGAGAUGCAAUCUACAAGGAAUUUCUCUUCAAAAACUUCAAUGAGGCUUGGGGAUUCAUGAGUCAAGUGGCCUUGCAAGCGGAAAAGAUGGAUCACCACCCUGAGUGGUUCAAUGUCUACAAUAAGGUGCAGAUUACCCUGAGUACUCAUGACUGCGGUGGACUUUCUCAGAGGGAUGUGAAGCUAGCCACGUUCAUCGAGAAUGUUGCCAAAACCUCCUAGGUUAAUCCCAUCCAUUACCCAUGAGUCGAAUGAUAUGGGAAACAUGCUUAUGUUGUGGAAUGGGGUGUGAAUAUUUAUGUAAACCACAACAUUUCUGUCAUGUUUAAAAAAAAAAAAAACAAGUAAAAGAUAGUGUGGUUCUUCAAUUUUCACAUUUUUGGCGUUUUAUAACAGUGGUUUGUCACCUACCGGGUAUACAAAUUGUAUAACACAACUUAAAUUAUUAUCAAACAGGCGUUCAUGAGUAAGAAGAAUUUUGAAUGUGAAUUAUUAAAGAAAAUAGAUGUAUCAUUAAUCGUUUUGUGCAUGGACAAGUUUUGCGAUGAUCUGGUCAAAUAUAGCUUUAUUUGCAAUACACUUGCACUCCAUAAUUAGACCAGGGACUUGUUCAACCAUAUAGGUUCCUGAAUAGACUGUUUUUAACAUGAUAUUUUUUUUGGUAUUUCUACAUUUUUAUGCCCCCUUCGAAGAAGAGGGGGUAUAAUGUUUUGCACAUGUCGGUCCGUUCACCAGAUGGUUUCCGGAUGAUAACUCAAGAACGCUUAGGCCUAGGAUCAUGAAACUUCAUGGGUACAUUGAUCAUGACUGGCAGAUGACCCCUGUUGAUUUUCAGGUCACUAGGUCAAAGGUCAAGGUCACAGUGACUCGAAACAGUAAAAUGGUUUCCGGAUGAUAACUCAAGAAUGCUUACGCCUAGGAUCAUGAAACUUCAUAGGAACAUUGAUCAUGACUGGCAGAUGACCCCUAUUGAUUUUCAGGUCACUAGGUCAAAGGUCAAGGUCACAGUGACUCGAAACAGUAAAAUGGUUUCCGGAUGAUAACACAAGAAUGCUUACGCCUAGGAUCAUGAAACUUCAUAGGAACAUUGAUCAUGACUGGCAGAUGACCCCCAUUGAUUUUCAGGUCACUAGGUCAAAGGUCAAGGUCACAGUGACUCGAAACAGUAAAAUGGUUUCCGGAUGAUAACUCAAGAAUGAUUUGGCCUAGGAUCAUGAAACUUUAUAGGUACAUUGAUAAUGACUGGCAGAUGACCCCUAUUGAUUUCCAGGUCACUAGGUCAAAGGUCAAGGUCACAGUUACUCAAAAUAGUAAAAUGGUUUCCAGAUGAUAACUCAAGAAUGCUUACACCUAGGAUCAUGAAACUUCACAGGUACAUUGAUAAUGACUGGCAGAUGACACCUAAUAAUUUUCAGAUCACUAGGUCAAAGGUCAAGGUCACAGUGACUCGAAACAGUAAAAUGGUUUCCUGAGGAUAACUCAAGAAUGCUUAGGCCUAGGAUCAUGAAACUUCAUAGGUACAUUGAUCAUGACUGGCAGAUGACCCCCAUUGAUUUUCAGGUCACUAGGUCAAAGGUCAAGGUCACAGUGACAAAAACGUAUUCACACUAUGGCUGCCACUACAACUGACAGCCCAUAUGGGGGGCAUAUAUGUUUUACAAACAGCCCUUGUUUUACAUUUCAUAUGUUCAAAUGGUUUUAAUUAAGAUUUGUUGUGAAAUAUAAUUAGUACGUAUGAAUAUUGUUUUUUUUUAAAGGAAUGAAGCUGUUUAUUGGAAAAAUGUAGUUGUGGUUAAAGAAAUGUUAUUAAAUAGACAUGAGUUGGUUUGGCUAUAAAAUUGCAUAUAUGUAUUGUUUUAAACAUUUGCCAUAACCAUUGUGCAAUACUUUUGGAGAUUUUUA
Dreissena polymorpha is the source of this 2160-nucleotide messenger RNA. RefSeq names its product pterin-4-alpha-carbinolamine dehydratase-like. Gene Ontology annotation, biological process: tetrahydrobiopterin biosynthetic process. Bases 97 to 480 code for a protein of 127 amino acids. NCBI's taxonomy places the organism in Eukaryota, Metazoa, Mollusca, Bivalvia, Myida, Dreissenidae. The record is from RefSeq and is a predicted model, not a curated record. The transcript has 4 exons. Gene Ontology annotation, molecular function: 4-alpha-hydroxytetrahydrobiopterin dehydratase activity.